GGGGGGGGGGGGUUUGUGGGGGGGUCGUUGCGCUUUUUUAACAUGUAAUUUGUAAAUGGUCAACAAAAUGUAAAAUAUAAGUGUGGAAGUGAGACCAAGUGUUUGUGGAUUAAAGAUGGCCGCUGUAAACAGGUCAUGCUCCCAGUGUGUUAGUGGGGGGGGGGGGGGUGUAAAUCAGCUGAUCUUUAAGAUCAAUAGAUAAUCGAUGAGUCGUGAGUCUUUAGUGUUAAAGAAGUAGAUUUGAUAAAGAAUCAACUUUCUUUGAUAAUAAAUGGGAUAUUCGUCAUAAAUUAUAAACACGUCAGAACAUCAGAUGUGAAUGAAAUGAAACGCUUUCAUCUGAGGAGCACAGGUCCCCCCCCACCUGUGGACCACCCUCAUGGAGUCUGGUUCUGACCGUUUGAGGCUCCUGCUGUUCCUCCUUGGACACAGGUGGAGGUAGAGGUCCUCCUCCACGUCUCCUGGUAACCUUCGCAGUGAUCAUCCUGGAUGAGCUUCACGUGUGGGCUGUAGACUCCGUUCAUGCCACCUGAGUGAAAGCACCGCCAGCUUUCAACGUGACCAAAACGUCAGCCAGAAGGCUCAGGAACUGAGAAGGUCUGUGGUCUCCACCUGCAGAACCACUGCUUUAUUGGAGGUGUCUGUCUUGCUAAUUUCCUUAACUUCCACCUGAUGUUCAUUUACAGCAUGUGGAAUCGAGUCAGUGUUGUUAGUGUGUGUGUGUGUGUGUAUGUACAUAUAUAUAUUAAUCAUAGGUCUGACGCUGGGCUGUGGGCGGAGCCUCUAUGCUAAUGAGAAGGAAACCAUAUAAACUGCUGCUGCUCAGAGGAGACGGAGCUGAGGAGGAGAAAGACCAGACCAUCAGGUCCAGAAGGUCCAAGAGCUGAAAAUGGGCGGAGCACCUGACCGCGAUCUCAACGCUUCCCUUUGGCUCCUCCCCUGCACUAACGCCUCCUGGCCGUUGGGCGCCAGCCAGCUGGUCCUCGUUGCCGCAGUAACCGCCUCCCUCAGUGCGGUCACCGUGGUGGGAAACACCCUGGUGAUCCUGUCCAUCAAGGUCAACCGCCACCUGCGCACCAUCAACAACUACUUCCUGCUGAGCCUGGCGGUGGCCGACCUGGUGGUGGGCGGGCUUCCCAUGAACCUGCACGCGCUCUACCUGCUGCGGGGCUGCUGGCCCCUGGGGGCCGCCGCCUGCGACCUGUGGCUGGUCACUGACUACGUGGUGAGCAGCGCCUCCGUGAUGAACCUGCUGGUCAUCAGCCUGGACCGCUACUUCUGCAUGACGCGGCCGCUCAGCUACCCGGCGUGGCGGACGGGCCGGACGGCCGGCCUGAUGAUUGGCGCCGCGUGGCUGCUGCCCCUCGUCCUCUGGGCGCCCGCCAUCCUGAGCUGGCAGACGCUGGGGGGGCAGCGCGUGGUCCCUGAGGGCGAGUGUCACACUCGGCUGCUGGCCAGCCCCGCCGUCACCCUGGGCACGGCGCUGCCCUCCUUCUACCUGCCGGCGCUGGUCAUGGUCGGCCUGUACGGCCGGCUGAGCGCGGCCAGCCGCCACCGGCUGAGUGCGUCCGGUCUGUCUGGGCGAGACUUCUUCCUGAAGCGCCGCAGCCUGGUGACCAGCGACCCCGACUCCGACGCCUCCCUCAGCCAGUCGGACCGAACCCCAAAGUCCGGGAGGAGCCAGAAGGCGUCCGCAGGCAACGCCGCAGGGCCGCAGCCACGUGGCGCUCGGGCCGCCGCUCGCCGCGCUGGGUGCGAGGGCUUCCUACCCAGCGCGGACACGGACUCCUCGUCCAACGCUGACCUCCACCGGAGGGCGUCGGCGACCUCCUGCCCCAGCUUCAGGUCUCAGGACAGACGCAGACGUCGGGUGAUGGCGAGGGAGAGGAGGGUCACCAAAACCAUCCUGGCCAUCGUGCUGGCCUUCAUCCUCACCUGGACGCCGUACAACGUCAUGGCCGUCGUGGCCACCUUCUGUCACGUGUGCGUCCCGGGCGCCCUGUGGACCACGGGCUACUGGCUCUGCUACGUCAACAGCGCCAUCAACCCCGCCUGCUACGCCCUCUGUAACGUCACCUUCAGGAAGACCUUCUGCAGCCUCCUGCGCUGCCGCCACAGGAGGCUGUGACCAGUCAAUCAGGACAAAUACGACAUUACCCAUUGGUCCAAUCGACUGGACUCAACUGACCAGGACGCCGUCCAUCGUACGUGGUCCAACUAAGUGGAUCAAACCAGACUUGAGUCUUCAGGAUCAUCUCCUUCCAAAGGGAGGAACCAUGAUUCUGUAACCGCACGAUGGCAGAUGAAGACGAAUGAAGACGAGAUGAUGAUGAUGAUGAUGGAUAUGUUGACAUUAUGUGUAUUUGAAUCCUUUGUCAUAUGAAUUGAAUGUAUUGUCUCACAUGACCUCACAGUCCUUCCUGGGGGAGGAUCCUCCUCCAACCUUCUCACUGAGCUUUCUUUCCUGGUCUCCACAUGAAGGGUUUUCAUGUGUCGGGGAGGUCUUCCUGUCUCAUGUGUCGACUGUAAAGCCCUCUGAGGCUAAUUUGUCAUUUUAAAUGUUCGAUGUGAGGGUUUAAAUGUAACGGCUCAUUUUAAUGCCUCAUCGCUCUAAUCCAUCAGAUAAUGUUUCUUUAAAUGUUCCUGCUGGCAGGAGGCUUCAUGGAUGCAUCUUCAUCCAAUGAGAGUAAUGAUCAACUUUAGAAUAAGGAGAUAAAAACCCAGCCCAAAGCCAAAAGUCUAAUUGACAGUUAUGAGGAUGUUUGUACUGUAUCGUACAUGUUUGUGUGUAGAAGGACACAUAGAACUAGUUUUAAUGUGUGUGAAUCAGUGGAUCCAUUAUUCAGAAUCAAUUAAGUUUUUUAAGUGUCAAAUAGGAGUCUGCAGGACAGCAGAUGCCUUAACAAAACAAAACCUGCCUCAAGUCUAGUUUAGUGACACAAAAGGUCAAAGACAAAAAUAUCUCACGAAAGGUCAGACACAAGACGUCAUUAAAUCUACUUCCUGCUGCGCAAAAUGUGGUAAAACAAAAAGAAUGUAACCUGUGCAAGGUUUUAUUCUACAGUUCAUCCAUCGUGUCCUUAAUUUUUAGUUAUUAGUUUACGACUGAAAAUAAUUCCUCAAUCUGAUUGAAACAGCAUCAUCUCCUUGACUGAAGGAGAUGAGGAAAGGAAGAAUUGGAGCUCCUUUCCUCAUCAUUUCAUGGUCAGCCUCAGUUUAUAUAUAUAAAUUAGGGCCGGGACUCGAUUAAAAAUAUUAAUCUAAUUAAUUAGAGGCUUUGUAAUUAAUUAAUUGAAAUUAAUCGCAUUUUGAUUGCCUAAAUAUUUGACCUGAGAACGGAGAGAAGUAAUUUUUUUCACAUGGAUUUUUAUUUUUGUUCAACCAAUUCCAGCAGACAAGUGUGUUGUGUUGUGGAUUCCAGCCUGAGAAUCUAUGAGAAUUGAUGUUGGAUUCAAAAGCAUCAACAGGUGUGUGGUGGAACAGUGCAGGGAGAUAGCAGGAAGGCUGAAGUGUGGAGGAUCCUCAGUUCAAACCUGCUCUCUCAGAAGGAGGGUUUGGUUGCAGUCAGGGCUUCAAACUGUAAACUUUGAAACAGUUUUGAGGUUUAGUAAACAAUCCCAAGGUCUAAUAUGAGAAACGGACACAAUGAGGCAUGUGCUUGAAUAGCACAGGGGAACAACUGAAGGGCU
This is a messenger RNA of Pungitius pungitius (ninespine stickleback), 3689 nucleotides long. RefSeq names its product cholinergic receptor, muscarinic 4b (gene chrm4b). The transcript has 2 exons. Bases 890 to 2128 code for a protein of 412 amino acids. Gene Ontology annotation, molecular function: G protein-coupled serotonin receptor activity; G protein-coupled acetylcholine receptor activity. Lineage: Eukaryota; Metazoa; Chordata; Actinopteri; Perciformes; Gasterosteidae. Gene Ontology annotation, cellular component: synapse; dendrite; plasma membrane. Gene Ontology annotation, biological process: adenylate cyclase-inhibiting G protein-coupled acetylcholine receptor signaling pathway; chemical synaptic transmission; G protein-coupled receptor signaling pathway, coupled to cyclic nucleotide second messenger. The record is from RefSeq and is a predicted model, not a curated record.